Molecule: messenger RNA, 1772 nt
Organism: Amoebophrya sp. A25
Lineage: Eukaryota; Dinophyceae; Syndiniales; Amoebophryaceae
Source: the annotation of a GenBank genome assembly
AGGACUAACCUCAUUCUACCACGAAGCUUGAGCUUCUUGUGAACCUGCUUAUUCUAGUACAACUCCCUAAUCAAACUUCUAGGACCUGGUUAUCUCGUAGUGUUUCCCUAAGACUUCAAUUUUUGAGUUUUUGAGAGUAAUUAGCGCUAGUGUCCUCUUUAGUUGUACAACCGCUACCUCAGUGCUUGUCUAAGAUCAUUCACGACCACGACCAUAUUAUCGCCAUCCCCAUGUUGCAUCGUAAUAUUGAGAAAUGUUCUUCGAAGAAUGAUGUUGCUUUGCGACAAUUUCUUACGUGUUUCAUUGAAGACUCCGAAAAUGACGGACAACUACGAGAUCAUCUAGAAGGAGACCCAGACUCUUCCAACCGCCUAAUAAAGUCUUCUCUGGACUACCUCGCGAGCGCCUUUCUCUCUGGGGAAGAAGGUUUCGACAAGUUCAGAGGAGAUGUGUGUGCUUGGGCAGUGUGCUUUCGUGAGAAGCUGUGCGAAAUAUCAGGUUUUGAUGCUGGGCAAGACGAUGGUGUGGAAGUGGAGCAAGAUUUUCUGGAAUUUUUUCAGGUAGAAGAUGCAGACGGAAACGGUGACCAGCAUGACCAAGCAGAUGAAAACAGCGGAGGACAAGAUGCUAACACUCCUGCGCCCAGAACCUUGGACUUCCUGGAAGAAGUGGUCGAAAAACUUGUGGAGCGGAAGUUUUUGUAUCAGAUCGCUCCUUGUCCUUUUGAUCAACCUGGUGUGCGGGUUCUAGCGAUUCUGACCGAAGAUGGCCAAUACCAUCCGGCUGUUGUGGAGCGGGAGGUGCAUGAUUUGUUUCAGACUCCUACGGGUGAGACCACUCCUCCUGUUAAUGGAGGGACUCACGCAGAAGUCCCAGCGCCGACAAAGGCGAGCAGUGCCAAAGACCGCAAGCAAAACCGGAAGGAGACGCGGGAGAAUAAGAAGAACCAGAAAAAGUUGGCCAAUGCUGCGCCAUUGCGGUUUUUCGAGGUCCGUUUUUCAGAGUUCGGCAAAGUCCAAUUAGUCAAAGAGGAAAACCUGAUCUACGAUGACGCGCAACCAUUGGACGAUGGGGAGCGGGACAUGGGAGAGGGUGAGUGCGAACUGUGUGGAAAUUUCUUCGAUCACAUCACGUUUCACCAUUUAGUCCCGAAAUCUACGCAUCGACGAUAUCUACGUCGCAAAAAGUGGCCAGCUGGCGUGAAUUUACCACGGCAUAUGUGCAGGGGGUUGUUCAAAUACAACAGAAACUACGUGGGGCACAAUAGUGCUGGAGGACCUGGUUCUUCUGGUGGAAGCAGCAGUCUGGUCGGUUCUGGAGGUUCUCGCAGUCUUGGUGUAGGCUCUGGAGGUUCACGUAGUCUUCAGAAUAGUGUAGGGAGUGGAGGUGGAAGAAGCGCCGCAGGUACUGCAAAAAGCGGUAGAAAUGGAGACUCUGGAGGUGUGCCUGUGCCGGACGAUGACGACGAGGAGGAAGAUCUCUAUCUCCAAAACUACCUGCAGAGAACGAGCAGUACUACUGGUGGUGCCUCUACUAACAACAACAGCGGCAAGAAUCAUGGAAAACCAGGAUCUUCGCCUCCCUCUACUGUGAACAUCAUUGAGCCACCGAAUCGUAUUUUACUCAACUGCUAUGGAGCUAUGUUGUGCGGUAAAUGCCAUGCGCACGUGCAUCGCUUGGCCGGCAACGACGUGUUGGCGACGGAUUUUAACACAGUGGCAAAGCUGAAAAGCGACCCGAGGAUGCAAGCGUGGCUGUCGUUUAAGCAAUAG